GCUAUGCAAUAUCUAGUCGUUUCUAAAAUGUUCAUGGAAACUGUCUAAAAAUGACCGAAGACCUUAAGCUUGCAGUCCUAGAAGUCAACAGACUCCUAGAGACCGACUACAACCUGAUCACGUUCGAUUCGCUAGCGCCGGAAUCGCUUCUGCAGGUGCUGGUCGAUGUGUUCCAGGCGUUCGGUGCCAUCGAGAAGCUAGACGUCCGCGAGAAUGACCCCGAGGAAACGAACGCCGCCGUCAUGGAGGCGCUGCGGAAGAUCCAGUACCGUCCGCCGGGGGACAUUGACGAUCCGGGAGCGUUCCGCCGGGGGCUGGUCCGCGGUGAGAAGAAGCUAAUCGUUCCGAUACUGCGCUGGACGUUCGACAAUCGGGAACGCGUCAAAAAGUCGUCUUAUCUGGCGAGGUUCCUGAUUCCGCUGGAUCUGCCGCCGGAGGCGAUGUCCAUGCCGGAUUUGAGUAGCUUGUGGGCGCAGUACUUGCAGACUAUGGAUGAUUUCAAGGAUGCACAUCGUGGGUAUGAGCAGUCCGUGCACGAGGGUGCGCAGACGAGAGAACUUCGAAGCGACAUCGGUGCGAUCGAGACCGAGAUUGAGAACGUUAAGAAGCGGAUCGAGCGUACUCAGGGUCGGCUGGAUAAGGUACCACAGCAGGAGUUACUGCUGGAAGCAGCCAACAGCUUGCGAAUUGAGAAAGAGCGCCAGAAGGAACUGUUGUCGCAAAUUGAAGAGCAGAAGCAAGGCUUGAACAGAGCCAGUAUGAUUCACGAUCGGCUGCAGAAGGAUUUGCACAACGCAAAGAUGUCGGUGCAGGGAGCAACUCCGCAGAACCUUUUGGAGAGCAUCAUGGAGGAAACGCAAGUAAUAGAGUUUAUGGUACAGCAGAAGUUACCGCAGGAAUUGAUGCAACGUCGGUCUGAAGUUCAGACUCUGCAAGAGGUGAUUGACGAACCGAGCAUCUCACGUAACGAUCUACAGGAGCUACAGAUCAAGAUCGAUGAGCUGAAUCGAGAGAUUCAGAAGCACGUGGAGGUUCGCAUGGCCGAAUACAACACCCAGAACGAUACGCUUGGACCGUUCCGUCAGCAAGCGGCUAUGGUUGCUCGUAACAAGGAAGCUGCCGCCGAACAACUCGAUCAGAUAACGAAGGAGCUUCGCGAGAUCGACAAAACGCUACAGGACAAGCAACGCCAGCUGCAGGACACCGUUGGAGAGGUGAUCCUACGUGGAGAAGAUCUCAAACAGUUUGUCAACACGCUCCGUGCGAAGAGUAACGUCUACAAGCAACAAAGAGCUGAGCUAGCUUCGGUCAAGGCGGAAGUUGCCGACCUCACGCAAACAUUGGAGAACCUCAAAACCCAAGAUCCGUCUCUGUCCAGCACGCUGUCCCAAGUGACGGACGACGAAUCUUCGUUAGCCGGCAGCAUUGUGAGUGGUUUCACCGGAUCCGAGUUCGACGGAAGUCGGCCCGGUUCACCUGGGAUCGGGACCCGCGGUAUGACCGAACUGGCCCGACUUGUGGACGGUUCGCAGCGGGCCGUGACGGGCGCACGGGACCGGGUCACUCCGCUGUCGCAGCAGCUGCGCCCACUUCGCGAGCGGGUAAUCGAACUCAAGGACGAGAUGGAUUCCAAGAAGCAGUCUUAUGACGCACUGAUUGCCACCCUCAAUGCCGAAUCGGCCGGUUUGCAGACCAAGAUCACCGACACCGAGAAGGCCAUCAAAUCGCUCGAACAACAGUGGCAGGAACUUCAGCUCGAGUACGAGCGUUCCGAACUGCUGCUGGAGAAGGCCAACGAGGAGAUCGUGAACCAGACCGCGGCUACCGAUUCCGAGGCCACCGGUGGAAAGAGUCGCGUAUCGCUGAAGGAAACCCUGGCGCAGCAGAUCUUCGAGCAGGAAACCAUCGGGAAGCGACUGCUCGAGGACCGGAACCUGCUGCAGGGCAACCGGGACGAACGUCAGCGGCAGCAGGAGAUGUGGGGUGACCUGAGGAAGCUGUUCGAGUGCAAGAUCCGGUGUUUUCAGGAGAGCAAGCAGCGCGGUCCGGGCGGCACACUGUCCGUUAGUCGGGGUGGAGCGGAGACGUUUACACUGCAGUAG
Messenger RNA from Culex pipiens pallens (northern house mosquito), 2102 nucleotides. RefSeq names its product intraflagellar transport protein 81 homolog. Gene Ontology annotation, molecular function: tubulin binding. Lineage: Eukaryota; Metazoa; Arthropoda; Insecta; Diptera; Culicidae. The record is from RefSeq and is a predicted model, not a curated record. Bases 51 to 2102 code for a protein of 683 amino acids. Gene Ontology annotation, cellular component: intraciliary transport particle B; cilium; centrosome. Gene Ontology annotation, biological process: cilium assembly; intraciliary transport. The transcript is spliced from 2 exons.